AGUAAAAUGACAGAAGAAGGUCGUUAAAUUUUUAAUUAAAGGAUCAUAAUUGAAUUACAAUUAUUAUCAAACGAGAGAAAUAAAUCUGAUCUUCAAGUCUACAAACUGCGUGAUAAUUGAAACUGUAAAAUAUAUAGUACUCUAAAAUGUGAUCUCCCUGAUACUCCUCUGGCUGUUCAAAUAUUUCCAAAACUUCUCCGUUGUGUUCAGGUAAUAAUUCGACUUUGAAUUUAUCGCUCUGUAAUACUGUUCGAAUACGAGAGCAACAGAGAAGAGAGAUCCCUAAACGAAGUACGAUACGGUCGCUGUUUGCCAAGUGACGAUCAGUAAGUAGAUAAUAGUCGUCUUCGUUGAUGGAAGCGUCACGUAUGCAGGAUGAAGUGACAUCCAGUUUCGUGUUCCGGGCGUUCAUUUUUCUCUCUUAUCAAUCAGCAAACACUAUCCGUGUGUUUUUUUUCAAUCGAUUCCUAAAUCUUUUUUAAUUCCUGCAUUAAGAAGUUACGCGAAUCAAUUGAAUACAUAGCUAAUCUAUAGAUCACACGUGUCGCCAUUUUAUAUGAACUGAUAUCGUUCAUGAUCGACGGAAAAUCGUAUCGUGUAAAUACCGGCGCUCCUAUCAUGCCAGUUAUUUUUUAUUUCCACGAAUAGUAAGACAGCUGCGUGUUAAAUAUAGAUUAAUUAACUAAUUUGUAUGAACAUUAGAAGUGUUGUUAAUAAUAAGUGUCGAAUGAAAAUUGAAAUUCUCGUUAGUGAAAUAUUAUUGUGAUCAUGUUGUAAUAAGAAAAUAAAUGAUAUAUGGAGUGUCGUGUAGAGAAAUGUAGAAAAAUAAACGGAGGCCACAAGGGAAGAUUCAAAUUAUUUUAAGAUAUUGUAUUAAACAGUUGGAAAAGUUUCAACCUAGGGAGAACAUUUGUUUUAUUUAUCUACCAAGAUAACGUGAAAAAGCAGAACGACCUAAGGAACUGUCCCAAGGAAAGUACACAAGUUUUAUCAUUUUGCUGAGGAGGAGAAACUUGAGAGAACAACUAAUCGUUAGUGCAUUAAGUGCUGUCAAUACUAUUGGUAUUCCGUAAUACGAUUACACGUAUGGAAUAAACUCGUGAAGCACAUUUCCGUUCGUUUUAACUUUCUUAAAUGUGAAACAAAAAAAAAAAGAAAAUGAGAUGAUCAUUAAAAAAUAGUAUACGUAUAACAGAUAUAUAAGUAAAUAAUUUUUAUUCGUAUUAAUUCGAAAGCAACUUCUAGAUAUUUCAUAUGUAUAUCGAAAAUAGAUUUUUCGCUUGUGAGAAAAAGUGUGUGAGUGAUGGAGUCAGAAUAUUUUGAAACUUCAUGGAAAUUAAAGAUACAACAGAUUCGAAGGCGACUCCGCACUUUGUUCCGUAACACAUUAAACAGAUAUAGUUCAAAGAGGAAAGGCUAUACCAGAUUCCUCACGGAUGAGGAAAAAAGAUGGCUGGUCGUCGCCGAAUACGAUUUGUCCACUCGGCUUGGAAUGCCUUAUAGUCCUUGAUAGUCUGUACGUAAAGCAAAAGUUCGAAAUGUUGGAAGCUAUCACUGAAUGGGAGACUGAGAACAAAUAUCUCGUAACGAAUGCUAAUGGCCAGCCACUAUAUUAUAUUGCGGAGGAAUCGGAUUCAUGCGCGCGAAUGUGCCUGGGUAGUUCUCGUUGUUGCGAGUUUCACGUGGUCGACAUUAAUCAGAGAGAGGUCCUGCAUAUGGUACGACCGUUCAGAUUUUGCACGCAGCUAUUAUUAGAGGUGUAUUCGAGAGGGGUGCUUCUCGGCACUAUAACAGAAAAUAACACCUUCUUCGGGGCUUCGUUUUGUAUCCGCAAUGCAUCUGGGAAAACAGUUUUGAGGGUAAAGGGAUCAUGGUUUAGCGGUUGCGGAACUGGGAGAUUUAAGAUAAAGUCCGCGGAUGAUGUAUAUAGAGUUGGGGAAAUUAAAAAGAAAUGGGGCGGCCUCACUAGGGAAUUUCUCAUGGAUGCUGAUAACUUCCUCUUGCGUUUUCCUAUAGAUUUAGACGUUAAAAUUAAAGCCGUAUUGCUUGGUGCCUGCAUUGUCAUAGAUUUUCUAUAUUUCAAAAACUGAAUUUGGAAUUCGUAAAAUGAUUAAAAGAAUUCUAUUUAGAGACUGGAAAUUAAUGUUCUUUUUGUCAUAUUUUAUGGCAAGAGAAACACUUUAUAGUGAAGGAUCGCUGAUAUCAAGAGUUUUCUACUCUUUUCUAAACUUUCUAAACUUCAGAGAUUCACCGUAUUUUUUAUAUCAAAUUUACAAAUAUUAUUAAUAAAUAUUCACAAUGUUGUCAAAUAAUCUAAACGUCCAAGUACUAUUUAAUUAUUAUUUGCUAUUUUUGUAUUCAAUUUUGGAAAGGAUCUUUUGUAUGUACAUACAUGUGUAUACAUCGUUCAUUUUCCUAUGAAGGAAAUGUUCUGAAUUUUGUGAACAAAUACUUGCCCUGCAACUCACGUAAUAUGAUAUUGCAAAUUACUAGAUUGUAAGUCUUUAAUACGAUAUCACAAUACAUCUAUACUUGUAUGUAAGAUAUAAUUUUAUGUAAUUACGAGUUACAAAUACUCUUUAUAUUUUUGUGUGUUUUUGAAAAGAAUUAAUAAUUUUAAAAAGUAAUUACUAUUUCUUGAAUCUCAUCGUUUCUUUCUUGAUAUUCAAGUUACUCGAAAGUUUACAAAAUAAAGAUUUAACGUUGUUGUAUGAUCAAAAGACUUUAUUACCAUUUGUAUCAGAUUUAUAUCAAGAGAUAUGAAAGGAAUAAAGUAUUAAAAGAAAGAAG
Heterotrigona itama is the source of this 2790-nucleotide messenger RNA. The record is from the annotation of a GenBank genome assembly. NCBI's taxonomy places the organism in Eukaryota, Metazoa, Arthropoda, Insecta, Hymenoptera, Apidae.